CACGCUGGAGCGCAGCAUCCUGGGUGAAAGGGAGGGAGCGGUUCGGCGUUCAGCGCUCUCACGGUGUGUCUGUCCCUGCUCCUCUGGGCUGUUAAUAGCUCUGCGGGUUAUUAACAGGCCGGAACGGCCGGCGUGGGCUGAAGAGCGCGGCAGGGGGGGCAAAGCGCCCGGCGCUGGACGGGGAUGCUGUCCCGGAGUAGGCGGCUCUGCUGGAACCGUGGGACGAUCCAGCCAGGAAACUCACCUGCCGGCAAAUCGCGUGGACAGGGCCAGCCUGCCCCAGCCGGGAAAACUUUCCCAGAGCGUUUUCUGCGUCGGGAUGGUUCGUGUGCCCCGGGCUCCCGGCUGGGUGCCGGGUCCCUCGCCGGGAGAGCUCGACCUCCACCUCCACCCGGCUGCGGGAUAACGGCGGGGUUCAUUGCCCGGAGGGCUCGUUCCCCACCGGCUGCGGGGGUUCAUUACCCGGAGGGCUCGUUCUCCACCGGCUGCGGGGGUUCAUUGCCCGGAGGGCUCGUUCCCCACCGGCUGCGGGGGUUCAUUGCCCGGGAGGGCUCGUUCCCCGCCGGCGGCAGGAGAUGCGCGUACGCGCUGCGGCGCUGAGCUGCCGCGCCUGCUUCCCCCCCCGUACCGCUGCGGGGGGAGGCGGGGCUCGGCUCGGCUCGGCUCGGUUUGGCUCGGCUCGGCCCGGCUCGGGAUGCUGCUGCGGGUGCGCGCUGCCGUGGCGCAGCUGGCGGCGGGGCUGGGCGCGGGGCCGGGCGCGCAGCCCCCCGCAGAACCGCGGGGCGCCGGGGCCGCCCGGGGAUCGCCGCCGCCAGCCGCCUUCUGCCGGCCGGCCUUCCUGCAGCUGACCCCCGAGGAGCUGCGCCGCGCCGACGACCACGCGGGGCGGGCGGUGCAGAGCCCCCGCGACGGGCGCCGCCGCCUGCCCUGGAGCACGGGAUACGCGGAGGUGAUAAACGCAGGGAAGAGCCAGCACAAUGAGGACCAGGCGUGCUGUGAGGUGGUGUUUGUGGAGCAGAGGCCCAGCCCAAGGGGCUGGCUGCCGUCCAGGGAAGGCAGCGGGGAGCUGGAUGGGGGCAGGAAAGGUUUUUAUUUCCACUACUGGGCCUUGUUUGAUGGCCACGCGGGCAGCGGUGCUGCUGUCAUGGCUUCGGAGAGGCUGCACCUGCACAUCUGUGAGCAGCUCCGGGACCUCGUGGAGAUCCUGCAGGACCCCUCCCCACCUCCCAUCUGCCUCCCACACGACGCACAGGGCGGUCCUGCAGAUCCAAACCAGAUGUCCCAUGGCGAGGAGUGUGGGGAGGUCCUGAACGAUGCUGUGCCACGGUUUCACCUGGAGAAAGCAGUGUCCCAUGAGAGCCUGGUGAUCGGUGCCAUUGAGAAUGCCUUUAAGCACAUGGACGAGCAGAUCGAGCGCGAGCGGGCGUCCCAGCACCUGCCCGGGGGGUGCUGUGCCCUGGCUGCCGUCUACCUCAUGGGCAAGUUCUACGUGGCCAACGCUGGUGACAGCAGGGCCAUUAUCAUCCGUAAUGGGGAAAUCAUUCCAAUGUCCAGGGAGUUUACUCCAGAGACAGAGAGGCAGAGGCUGCAGUUUUUAGCUGUGCUCAGGCCCGAGCUGCUGGGGAAGGAGUUCACGGCCCUGGAGUUCCCCCGCAGGGUGCAGCCCAAGGAGCUGGGGAAGAAGAUGCUCUACAGGGACCAGGACAUGAAUGGCUGGGCUUACAAAAAGAUAGAAGAGGAUGACCUGAAGUUUCCACUUAUCUUUGGGGAAGGCAAAAAGGCUCGGAUGAUGGCCACCAUUGGGGUCACAAGGGGCCUGGGAGACCACGACCUCAAGGUGUUCAGCUCCAACAUCCACAUCAAGCCUUUCCUGUCCUGCUUCCCCGAGGUCAGGGUUUAUGACCUCACGCAGUACGAGCACUGCCCUGAUGACGUUCUGGUGCUGGGCACCGACGGGCUCUGGGACGUCACCAAUGACAAGGAGGUGGCAGGAGUGGUGAUGGAGGUGCUGGCCAGCUACGAGCCCAACGACCCGUGCAGGUACACCAUGGUGGCCCAGGAGCUGGUGGUGCGCUCACGGGGCGUGCUGAAGGAGCGUGGCUGGCGGCUGGCCAAUGACAAGCUGGGCUCUGGAGAUGACAUCUCUGUUUUUGUGAUCCCCCUGGGUGGCCCUGGCAACUACACGUGAUGCUGAACGAGCCUGGGGCAGCGGGGCUCAGCUUGCCUGGGUGGAGACGCUGUGGAGAGGGACGCUGGGGCUACCUCAGGGCCAUGCCUCCUCUAAGCACUCGUUUCUUGAGCCAACUGAAAGAAGUGUAAGAAACCUGGAGCCUCAGUGCCCCUGUCCAGAGCAUCCCCCUCCACGUGCUUGCAUCCCAGUCCCAGGUGGAGAUGGAGAGGCCUUGGAUAGAGUGUGAGCACUGGGCUCAAGGGAUGUUUUCAUGCUGCUACUUUCUCAAUGCUGUGAAAAGCCUGAAGGCUCCUUGGCCCCUCAGCAUGUCCUUUGCCUCUUGCCAUGGCUGUGCUGACUGCAGCCCC
Messenger RNA from Passer montanus (Eurasian tree sparrow), 2538 nucleotides. RefSeq names its product protein phosphatase, Mg2+/Mn2+ dependent 1J (gene PPM1J). The record is from RefSeq and is a predicted model, not a curated record. The coding region runs from base 695 to 2188 and encodes 497 amino acids. The transcript has 10 exons. Lineage: Eukaryota; Metazoa; Chordata; Aves; Passeriformes; Passeridae. Gene Ontology annotation, biological process: protein dephosphorylation. Gene Ontology annotation, molecular function: protein serine/threonine phosphatase activity.